Styela clava is the source of this 3834-nucleotide messenger RNA. RefSeq names its product chondroitin sulfate synthase 1-like. Gene Ontology annotation, cellular component: Golgi cisterna membrane. Gene Ontology annotation, molecular function: glucuronosyl-N-acetylgalactosaminyl-proteoglycan 4-beta-N-acetylgalactosaminyltransferase activity. The record is from RefSeq and is a predicted model, not a curated record. Lineage: Eukaryota; Metazoa; Chordata; Ascidiacea; Stolidobranchia; Styelidae.
UCAUUCUGACUCCGAUGCCAAUCCAGGAAAUCAAAUUGGCUCAACGAGUAAUAGAUAUUGAAGUAUUAAUCUCGCGACUGCAAAAUUUUCGAUAGGUCAUGAUUAUUAUGAUUUCCUUUGUAGAUAGCAAUAUUACUUUUGCUUCCAGAUGGUAUUGUUAGAUUUUUUCUAUCAGCGUAUUUGUGUUAUUCAAAGUAACAGAUUUUACCUAGUGUUGUAGUUUACACUCACAGUAACUUAUAUUUGUAUAUAACUGAAAAACGAAGCACGUGAACGACCGGCGUCAUUUAUGAAGUGGAAUCUCAUUUUGCGUAUGAAUGUGCCUUGAUUGAGUGGAGGGGUUGACAGAAGAUUGAGUGAGGGUGUUGAAUACUUAGAAAUUCCAGAGAUGGCUACUUGUACUAGACGUACUCUAUGUUCUGCUAAAUCUCUUACUGGAUUAUUAUGCGGUGUGAUAAUGGGAUUCUUGAUGGGAAGUAUUCAUCUGGCAAUCAUGAAUUCGCAGUUUUAUUACACAAAGAUUGGAAAUUCGCAGAAUCCGUGUUUGUCAGUGUUACUUCAGCCCCGAUCUCUUGAAGACGACGACCCUUUACCAGAGAAUUUUUCUCCGAUCCGAUAUCCAGAAAAACAAAAACAUUUGCGGUAUGAUGAAAUGGUACAACUAAAUUAUAAACUGGAUGAUUACAAUGGAUAUGAUCAAAUUGAAGGUGACGAUGAUAUAAAUGGUCUCCUACAAGACGGCAAGAUCGACAAGAUAUACGAAAUCGAUUUAUCUAGAGUUGGAUUACCUAAAAAGAACGAUCUCAUUGGUUCUCCGCAUGCAUAUUCCUCGAAAAAAACAACGCCAAAAAGUCUUGACCACCAUCAAGAUGUUGUUAUUCAGACAAAAAGAAAUCACCACCGUCACGAUAAAUUUGAUCGAACCAUACACGAGCAAGAAAAGUUUCUAUAUGUUGGAGUUAUGACUGCUGGGAAAUACGUCGGAACUAGAGGGAAAGCAAUUCUAGAUACAUGGGCUCCAAAAAUAAAUGGAAAAGUCGAAUUAUUCGUAGGAGAAACAGCGAUCCUCCAGGAUAUACAAGAUGAAAAAGCCAUGAAUGUAGUUAGACUAAAACGAGUGAACGAUAACGACUAUCCACCUCAAAAGAAAUCGUUCAUGAUGUUAAAGCACAUGUACGAUCAAUAUUUAAAUGGAUACGAAUGGUUUAUGAGAGCUGAUGACGAUGCAUAUGUGAAAGCAGACAAACUAGAACGAUUCCUACGAAGGCUAAACAGCAGUGAACCACUUUUUCUUGGACAAACGGGACUAGGUAAUGAAGAGGAACGAGGGAAACUUACUCUCGACCACGGAGAAAAUUAUUGCAUGGGUGGACCCGGGAUGAUUUUCAGUCGAGAAGUAAUCCGAAGAAUAGCCCCUCAUAUCCGCACUUGUCUCCGCAAUAUGUACACAAACCACGAGGACGUCGAAAUCAGUCGAUGCGUGAGCAAAUAUGCCGACGUCAAAUGUGUGUGGUCGUACGAAAUGAGAGAACUUUUCUACGAACAUUAUUCCAAAAGACUUGGCUACAUCGAUCCUCAAGAGGGCUCAUUUGGAAACAGUUUGAUUGACGCUAUUACUUUACAUCCAAACAAGAAGCCCGAAUAUCAACGAAGGCUCCAUAACUAUUUUCUUUCACAAAAGAUAAAAUCACUGCAAGCAAAACUAACCUUAUUGUAUCGAGAUUUGGUAGAGAUGGACAAUGCUGUUGGGCGGACAUCAGAUAUGGAGGAAUUGAUGCUUGGAAGUCCUCUAACGCUUAACAGAUUUCGUCCAACAGAAGGGAGUGCAGUUAUUCCAUGGAUGAUUUUCAGUGAUCGUUUUCACCAACUAUCAACCGAUACACCAAGACGCAAUAUCCCCUCCUAUGUGCAAGCUUCCGUGAAAGAUAUUGUACUGCAGAUAAUGGGAAUGAUGAAUGGCAAUUCGAAAGUCAGGGGUCGUGUUAUUUCGUUCAAAAGGGUAAAUUAUGGGUACAUGCGUGUCAAUCCUUUGUUUGGAUGCGAAUAUGUUUUGGAUUUACUACUUCAGUACAACCGAUAUCGUGGGAAAAAGGUUUCCCUACCGGUACGCAGACACGCGUAUCUACAGCAAACGUUUUCUCGUACCGAAUUAUACGAAGACUCUUCAACUCAUUUGGAAAAAUUGGUCAAGAUGGAAUCACUAAAAUUUCAAGGAUGGGCAAUAAACUCAUUUGUGGGAAUGAUACCAAAGCAUAUUAAAUCUUUGUUUGGAUUGAACAAAAAAUCAGACUUUGCGCCUGAUUUUGAUAUGAUUUCAUACCAAGAUCAAGGUGCAGCUACAUAUGACGAUUUUGUUAAAAUUAAACCGGAGGUUGCUCUACAUAGUAGGUUCACUCAAGCCGGUGAUGGCAAAUUGAAUUUACCUACUGUAAAUAUAAUAAUACCGCUUACUGGGAGAUUUUUGACAUUUCAAAGAUUUAUGUCAAAUCUGGAAAAGAUUGCUUUAUUUCCUGGAAAUCCUGUGUCAGUAUUAAUAAUGCUUUUUAUGCCACAAGACGCAAAUCCAAAAAUAGAUAUGAGGCUCACGCAAGAACUUAUACAGGAAUAUAAAGUACGAUAUCCAAAGAAUGAUAUUCGAUAUGUGCCGGUGGCUGGCGAGUUUUCACGAGGUUUGGCAUUAGAAGUUGGAGCUUCGCAGUUUUCCGGAGAUUCUUUGCUGUUCUUUUGUGACGUUGAUGUCAUCUUCAAUUCCAAAUUUCUUGAUAAAUGUCGAAGUAAUACUAUCAGAGGUCAAACUGUUUAUUAUCCAGUGUUAUUCAGCGAAUUUGAUCCGAAACUAAGUGGAUUCAACACAAACGUAAAAGGAGAAAGAGCGGAUCAUUUUGAAAUAAUUGGCAAUUCUGGAUAUUGGAGAAGCUUUGGGUACGGUUUGUUAUGUGUAUAUCAAAGUGACUUCGCCUCUACUGGUGGAUUCGAUACUAGCAUUAGAGGGUGGGGUUUCGAAGAUGUGGACUUGUAUGGAAAAUUUGUGAUGUCCGAAUCGAAAAAUUCGGAAGACGAAAUAAAGCCCGCCAGCAUAAAAUUGGUUACAGCAAAACCAAUGAGAGUUCAAGAACCAGAUUUAAUACACGCACAUCACCCUUCACACUGUGAUCCGGAACUGAGUGAAAAACAAUUGUCAAUGUGUCGUGCAUCACGCGCAACAAGCAUAAUGUCCAUUUCAAGACUUUAUGAAAAAUGGCAGAAAAACGUUGUUAGCCAUAUUGUACAGCAGCACGAUCAACCUGUUGAACACCAAAACAAUAGACACAAUUUUAAAGAGGAUGAAAUUAACAAAUAUUAUAAUAGUAAAAAUAAAUUUUAUCAAAUGGACAAAAAGAAAUGAUGGCAAAUGAUUUGCGUAUUUAUAAAAUUCUACAGGUUUAUAAUUUCCUCACAUGACGGCAAGAGUGACCAUAUACAUAUAUUGUAAAAAUAUGUUUGCAAGUACAAACAAUGGAGUUACUCUACCUUCCACUGUAAUUCCAAGUCGUCCAUAUGUAUUUUUUGAGUACAGUCCUGUAUGCGUAAAUGUAUAACGAAUUCAUUGUACAUUCGAUGAAUAUUUUAUUUUCAUAUAUUUCAGUAUUUGUCAUAUUUUUAUAACGUUUAAACAAAAUUAUUUCUUCAUGCAUUCUGACAUCUGUUUUAUUUAGGUCAUUUAAGCUUUCCUUGAUUUUGAUAUUUUUUUACUACAUUAUACUUAGUCAUUGUCAAAACAAGCAGUACAGUUUGUCUAUUUAUGUCAUGACAUCUACAGUAUUUUACACAAUAUAGAAAUAAUUUCUUUUUAAA